Molecule: messenger RNA, 3402 nt
Organism: Drosophila ficusphila
Lineage: Eukaryota; Metazoa; Arthropoda; Insecta; Diptera; Drosophilidae
Product: xenotropic and polytropic retrovirus receptor 1
Exons: 6
Coding region: 346-2316 (656 amino acids)
Biological process (GO): phosphate ion transport; cellular response to phosphate starvation
Cellular component (GO): plasma membrane; cytoplasm; Golgi apparatus
Molecular function (GO): inositol hexakisphosphate binding
Source: RefSeq, a predicted model, not a curated record
CACCUCGCCCAGUCUGGAACCCUCCUCCAAGGGACUGCUCAAUGGACCAGGCCAGAACAACUGUUUCCUCAACUGUGCCGUACAGGUAUGUCUUGCAUCUUUUUUAUGUGAAACUCUUCCCUAUAAAGUCGUGAAACUGGUAAGGUCUAUUCUUCCAAUCUGAACUUGUCAAGAAGAACUUUUUUCCGGGCUAGUAAAUAUAUUUCGUAAAUAUAGUUCGCUGUUAGGCUUAGUUAGGCUUCUAAUGUCAGGAGAAAAAUGUCAGAGUUUGUAGAGCCUGACGAAUCCAGCUAAUCUCAGCUGUAGAGCAGCCACGCCUUGGGGGCGUGAGUGCCCUUGCCGAGGAUGAAGUUUGGCAAGACUUUCGAGUCGCACCUAACGCUCGAGUGGCGCCAGCAGUACAUGCGAUACGGGGAUCUCAAGGCGCUGAUCAAGCAGGGCGUCGAGGACGCCCCCUCGCCGCUGACCUCCUCGGACUACGAGAUUCAGGCCUACUACCGGGCCUUCGAGGAGACCUUCCUCGCCGAGUGCCAAACGGAGCUGACCGGGGUGAACAACUUCUUCCUGGAGAAGCUGCUCGAGGCCCGUCGCAAGCACGGCCACCUGAAGCUGCAGCUCUUGGCCUACUCCCAGGCACCAGGACACACGGGCAGCGAGGCCUCGAUACUCACUACCACCUCCGAGCGCACGAAAUCCCCGAGAAUUCGCAGGGGGAAGACGAUGACCACCCGUCAGCUGAGAAACGCCUACGCCGAGUUCUACCUCAGCCUGGUGCUCCUCCAGAACUAUCAGUCGCUGAACGAAACGGGUUUCCGGAAGAUCUGCAAGAAGUAUGACAAGAAUCUGCGCUCCGAGGCGGCAGGCAGAUGGUUCGAGGAGAACGUGGUGGACGCACCCUUCACGGAUGGCUGGCAACUGCAGCGAAUGACCGCCGAGGUGGAGGACCUGUACACGGCCCACUUGGCGGGCGGCGAUCGGUCGCUGGCCAUGGAGAAGCUCAGGGUGCCGCCCCUGGGAGAACCCACUCCGCCGGCGAUGGUCUUCCGGGCGGGGAUCGCCCUGGGAAUGCUGCUCAUGCUGCUCCUGGCCACUGCGAUAAGUUACUGGAGACGACCUCCGUCGGGAGAGACCGUGCCGGGUGUGAUGCGCCUGUACCGCGGACCCUUCACCUGGGUGAUCUUCAACUUCUACAUGGCCGCCAACGUGGCCGGAUGGCAGCGGGCGGGCGUGAACCAUGUCCUGAUCUUCGAGAUCGAUCCGCGCAGCCAUCUGCAGCCGGCCACGUUCCUGGAAAUCGCCAGCACCUUCGGCAUCCUGUGGGCGCUUUCGAUGCUGGGAUUCCUGCACCACGACUCCCUGGGCAUCUCGGACCCCUUUGUCUUUCCGCUGGCCCUCAUCCUGAUCAUGGUGGGGCUGCUGGUGGUGCCGCUGCCCAUUAUGAACUGGCCGGCCAGGUGGUGGACCAUCAGGCUGGUGGGCCGCGUGAUCACGGCUCCGCUGCACUACGUGGGCUUCGCCGACUUCUGGAUGGGCGACCAGCUGAACUCCCUGGUGACCUGCCUCGUGGACUACUACUUCACGGUGAGAUUCUACGUGAUGUGCUGGAUGCGGUGCGAGCUCGUGAACUGCUGCUUCAAUCCGGACUUCAUGGUGCCCAUUGCGAUGUGUCUGCCCGGCUGGUUUCGGUUCGCCCAGUGCCUGCGGAGAUUCCGGGACAGUGGCUCCAAGUCGGUGAGCUAUCUGAUCAACGCCGGCAAGUACGCCACCUCGUUCCUAGUGGUCCUGUUCUCCACGCUGCGCAGCAAUUCGGAGGGUGGGUAUGAGGACACGUUCAGCAAUCCGUACACCUGGCUGUUCCUCGCCAGCUGCGUGGUGGCCACCGUCUACUGCUACCUGUGGGACGUGAUCAGGGACUUCGGACUCUUCGUCAACAUGCGCGGCGAGCACAUCUUCCUCCGGAAGCAGCUGGUCUAUCCGCAGGCCUUCUACUACUUCGUGAUUGUCGAGAACCUGCUGCUGCGCCUCUUCUGGGCCGUCGAGUUCGCCAUCCUGUACCACAACCUAAUGACGCCCUACAACAUGAAGACCAUCAGCAGCAUCCUGGAGAUCACUAGACGCUUCAUUUGGAAUUAUGUGCGCCUGGAGAACGAGCACUUGUUCAACUGCGGCAAGUUCCGGGCCACUCGGGAAAUCCACUUGGCGGCCCUGAAUCCUCGCCAGGAGCGAAUGCUGGAGGACAUGAUGGACGAGUCGGACGGCGUGUCCAAUCGCCGCAAGUCGAAGGACCGCACUCGCCUGGGGAAGGAGUACUUCUAGAGGCAGCUGCCUGCGAUCCGUGCUCCCCCGAUCCCCUCGCCAAUGGCCCGUCGUCGUCGUUAAUUAAUUCAUUUGUGCAAAAAUACAAGUCGGAUGAAGAGCCAGCGGCAGAGCGCCUGGAGAAAGGGAGCACGCGGAGCACGCGCCAAACCGGUUGACCAGCUGCACCCAAAAGUGGCGACUCCCCCGGACUCCCUUCUGAAUACACUCAUGUGUGUAUAUAUAAAUCGCCCGGUCAGGUAACAAUUGUCGGUGCUGGAGGAGAGCGGCGAGGUGGGAUCCUCGUGGCGAGCCGCCGAUCACGGAUCACCAUCGCCAACGAACAAACUGUUUGACAAUCGACAAUCUCUUAAUUGACUCGCAUUUGCGAUCUCCGAUUGGCCCCGUAAUUAGCCAAGCUGGGAAGAUAAUGGAUUAAGGAGAAAGAACCCGCCGAUCACCCAUGAUAAUCCGGAGAAAGGCAUUCUAAGAGCAUAAAUGUUUGGUUGCAUAUUUUUUACAUAAUGCUUUGUAUAUAACAAAUGGAUUAACGAUUCUUCAAUUAAGGUGUAACCAUCUGGUUAGUUUUCAAUACGCACUGUUCAACAGUCACAAAGUUAUCUGAGAUCUUUAAUAAUUAACGAUUGGUUGAGUUCCUAAAAAAUCCGUUUUAUGUUCCUAUUGUACAAAACCCCGGGAGAUCGAAUCUGUAGGGAUUGAGGACUUAUUUCUAAUGUUUCAAUGACUUAAGGGGGGGGUAAGGUCAAAUCGUGCAAAAAAAGCCAUGUUUUUGUGAUUUUUUUCCUGACGACACAGUUAAAAUUUAUUUUUUCAACCAACGGUAUAUUAAAGUAUGACAUUAGAAGAAUGUUUUAUCAAAUUUUUACAAAAAAAUAUUAAAAAAUAUGGCAAUGGUAGCAAUUGUCCGGACGUGUCGCCAAAAAAAGUUGAAUUGCGGUGCCCCUCAUAACUCGGUGCUGGAUCAUCUCAAAUCAAAAAAUGAAACUUCAUUCGUUAGAUAAUAGUUCGCCCCAGGUAACGCUGUAAAGCUUUUUUGAAAAUUGCAAUUUUUUAAUUUUUUCGAAGACUUUGAAGUGAAAAACACAA